Molecule: messenger RNA, 1308 nt
Organism: Daucus carota subsp. sativus
Lineage: Eukaryota; Viridiplantae; Streptophyta; Magnoliopsida; Apiales; Apiaceae
Product: serine/arginine-rich SC35-like splicing factor SCL28
Exons: 7
Coding region: 130-1035 (301 amino acids)
Biological process (GO): mRNA splicing, via spliceosome
Cellular component (GO): cytoplasm; nuclear speck
Molecular function (GO): RNA binding
Source: RefSeq, a predicted model, not a curated record
AAGAAAUAUUAAUAAGGAAAAAUAUAUUCUUCUCCCCCUUUUUAAGCUAUAGAAACUGCUGUGCCCAUAUAUUAUCAGAGCUAGGGUUUUGCGAGAAAAGAGCGAGAGAGAAAUACAGGAUUGGAAAAGAUGGGAAGAUACCGAGAGAGAAGCCGUAGCUACAGUCCCAAACGUUCUCACCGCGACUACGACGACCGUUCUCACCGCGACCGCGACCGCGACGACCGUUCUCACCGCGACUACGACGACCGCUCUCACCGUGACCGCCGUCCUGUUCGCGACCGCCGAUCUCCGGGUCCCUCCGGUCUUCUCGUUCGCAACAUCUCUCUCACUGCCAGGCCUGAAGAUCUUAGGAUUCCCUUUGAACGCUUUGGUCCUGUCAAAGAUGUUUAUCUUCCCAAAAAUUAUUACACGGGGGAGCCACGUGGAUUUGGAUUUGUGAAGUUCCGUAAUUCUGAAGAUGCUGCUGAAGCUAAGCAUCAUCUAAAUGAUACUGUUAUUGGUGGCCGCCAAAUAGCAAUUGUUUUUGCUGCUGAGAAUAGAAAAACUCCUCAGGAUAUGCGCAGGAGUGGUGGUGGAAGUGGCCGUCAUGGGGGCAGCAGUAGAAGAUGGAGCCCGCCUAGGUCUCCUAGACGUAGAUAUCGCUCUUAUUCACGUUCACCUUCUCCAGCCAGAAAUGGCUCAAGGGAUAAACGAGCAAGAGACCAUCGCUCGCCUUCACGUUCCAGGUCUAUCUCAAGAUCUGUAUCACCUCGUGAUGAUAAAGAGUACAGGUCUGGUCGGCAAUCAUUCAGUCCCAACAGAAAUGGUAAGAGUCCCAAUGAUAAGGAGCACCAUAUUUCAGAUCAAAGAUCAGGUAGGUUGAGGAACAAUGAUGUCAGCCCACAUGAUGAUGACUACAGUCCUGACAAUAAGAGAGAUUCUGAGCUUGUGCGCAAGGAAAUAAACGCCAGGGAAGAUGGCCAUAAUUUAACAAGAUCUGUGUCCAAGUCCCGCAACAGGUCUCGAACUCGCUCCCCUUCAUACAGUCGCUAAACCGGUGUCUUUAUGUUGCUGGAAGUCUGGAUUGCAAGGUAGAUGUUAAUGCCAGUUAUUAGGGAGCAAAUGUUGAGCAAAAACAUGUGAAAACUGUGUGGUUGAUACCAUGCCUGGAAUUAUGUAAUAGGAUGAUAUGAUGUUACUGUUUUAGUAGUUGUGCAAAUUCUUCUAUGUUCAGCAAAUCAGAAUCAGUAAUGGUUUGUAAUUAGUUUUGAGAUUUUAAACUAUUAUUAAUUGCGAGGCUGCUUGGUUUGCAAGAUUUUUUUUAAA